GGGAAGGAGCCGCCCAGGAACGGGGCCUGCUGAAAAGGGGCCGAGGGGCGGGUGGUGGUGGGGAGGUCAGGCUCUGCGCAUGCGCGCCAAGGGCCCCUGGGCAUCCUAGCCCCCCCCAAGAGGGAGGAAGAGGGGAGGGGGAUCCCUGGCUGCCCCCCCAAAACUCUGAUGGAGGCCACAAAACAGCCUGAGCCCCCCAUCCAAAGGGGGCCGCCUGGACCCCCCCUCAGCAGGAGCAGCCCCGAAAAAUCCUCCGUGGAUGGAGGCAGAAGAGCCGGCGAGCCUCGGCCAGUGGAGGACACGAUGUGCCCCCUUUGCCAGACAGGCAAGCAAGAUGGGCACGGAGACCCCCCCCCAGAACACCCGGGGGCCCAACUCUCUCUUGCUGCCUCCCCUCCCCUCCUUCCUGGCCCACAGACAAUUUCUAGGAGUGCCCCCUUCCCUGCUAGCUUCCGCUUGAGGAGACAGCGGUGCUUCAGGCAGCUUUUGACAAGCGAGAAGAGAAGUAAAUAAGAAAAUGAGGCAUUAAACUGUCCCUUUCAUCCGUCUGAGAAGAAGCGGAUUGGCUGUGGGUCCAAUCCGCAGGUGACUUCAGUCUGGGCUGCGUGGUAGGAUGAAGGGGGGAAAUGAGGUGGUUUCUCUUCCCAGGCUAUGAUGGGGGCACCUGGGCUGAUCUUGGAGGGCCCUCCUCCACCCGGGGACCUUCCGCAUUGCAGGCCCUGACGUCCCCUCCUUGUCCCCAGGGAGGCUCCUGGCCAGAUUCCCUGCAGGAGAGGAGAUGGAGAUGAAACGGCUCAGCCUCUCCCUGGUGCUGGUCCUCUUCCUCGUCCUGGCCUUGCAGAUCUUGUCGGCUGUCGAUUUUGACCCGUAUCGGAUCCUGGGCAUCAGCAGGACUGCGAGCCAGGCAGAUAUUAAGAAAGCCUACAAGAAACUCGCCCGGGAGUGGCAUCCGGACAAGAACAAGGACCCGGGAGCGGAAGAUAAGUUUAUACAAAUCAGCAAAGCCUACGAGAUCCUGUCCAACGAGGAGAAGCGGUUGAAUUUUGACCGCUAUGGCGACGUGGGCGAGAACCAGGGCUUCCCACACCAGCAGCACCAGCAGCCGCACCGCCACUCGCACCCCUUCCACGAGAGCUUCUACUUCGACGAGUCCUUCUUCCACUUCCCCUUCAACUCGGAGCGCCACCACGACUCCACCGAUGAAAAGUACCUGCUGCACUUCUCCCACUACGUCAACGAGGUGGUGCCCGAGAGCUUCCGCCGGCCUUUCCUCAUCAAGAUCACCUCCGACUGGUGCUUCAGCUGCGUCCACAUUGAGCCCGUCUGGAAGGAGGUGGUGCAGGAGCUGGAAGCCCUGGGUGUGGGAAUCGGCGUCAUCCAUGCUGGCUACGAGCGGCGCCUGGCCCAGCACCUUGGCGCGCACAGCACUCCGUCCAUCCUGGGCCUGAUCAACGGGAAGGUCACCUUCUUCCACAACGCCGUGGUCCGGGAAAACCUCCGGCAGUUUGUGGAGAGCCUGCUUCCUGGGGCCCUGGUGGAGAAGCAGAUUACGGACAAGAACUACAUCCGCUUCCUGUCCAACUGGAAGAAGGAGAACAAGCCCCACGUCCUGCUCUUUGACCACUUGCCCCUGGCGCCCCUACUCUACAAGCUCACCGCCUUCGCGUACAGAGACUACCUGUCCUUCGGGUACGUCUGUGUGGGGCUUCGGGGCACCGAGGAGCUUUCCCGGCAGUACAACAUCAACGUCUACACGCCCACCAUGAUGGUCUUCAAGGAGCAGGUGGAGAAGCCGGCCGACAUCAUCCAGGCCCGCCACAUGAAGAAGCAGCUGAUCGACGACUUCCUGUCCCAGAACAAAUUCCUCCUGGCCACCCGCCUAACCAGCCAGAAGCUCUUCCAGGAAUUGUGUCCCGUGAAGAAGUCUCACCGCCAGCACAAGUACUGCGUGGUCCUGCUCACGGGCGAGGGGGAGAAGUACGCGGAGAGCUACCAGGCCUUCCUGGCCUUUGCUGUGGCCAACACGAAGGAGACCCUGCGGUUUGUGCAUAUCUACGGCGACUACCAACAGGAGUUUGCCCGCACUCUGCUCCAGGGCGACGUCUGGUCUCAGGCCAAGUCGGCUGUGCUAGUCCUCGAGAGGCGCAACAACGCCGGGCGGGUGGUGUUCCGGGCCCUGGAGGAGCCCUGGGCGGGCACCCAGGAGGACACCUUCUCCCUGCUGGACUUCCUGGACCAGCUAAGGAUGGACGCCUCCUUCCUCUCCUCCCAGGCUGUCCUGACAGACCUGACGGAUGAGCUGGCGCCCGUUUUCUUCCUCCGGUGGGCCUACUCCGCCCUGGAGUAUGGGGUGGACUGCUGGGAGAGCCUCUUCCGCAGCAACUGGCGGGAGAUGAUGCCUUUGCUGUCCCUGAUCUUCUCGGCGCUUUUCAUCCUCUUUGGGACGGUGAUCGUGCAGGCCUUCAGCGAUUCGAGUGACGAGAGGGAUUUGCCUCCCCCCAAGAAGGAGGAGCCUCCCCCCAAGAGCGAGAGGAGCGACAUGAGCUUCGCCAAAGAGGACAGGAUUCCCAGAAAGUACUCGGUGAAAGUGACGGAGCUGACGGACAUCACCUACACCAGCAACCUGGUACGGCUCAGGCCCGGCCACAUCAACGUGGUCUUGAUCCUCUCCGGCGCCACCAAGACUCCCCUGCUGCAGAAGUUCGCCCAGGAGGUCUUCACCUUCACCGGGAGCGGCUGCCUCCAUUUCUCCUUCCUGAGCCUGGACAAGCACCGGGAGUGGCUGGAGUACGUGCUGGAGUUUGCGCAGGACGCGGCCCCCAUCCCCAACCAGUACGACAGGCACUUCCUUGAGCGCGACUACGCCGGCUACGUCUUGGCCCUGAACGGCCACAAGAAGUACUUCUGUCUCUUCCGGCCCCCCCAGCCUGAGGAGGGCGAUGGCAGCCGCCCGGGCCCCGGUGAGGACGAGGCCGUCGACCCGGCAGACGCCUGGGGCAGGCCCUCCUCGGCGUGGGGGCCCCGGGGCCUGAAGGGCAAGCUGCACCGGCUGUCCUUCUGGAUGGAGCGGCUGCUGGAGGGGUCCUUGCAGAGAUUUUAUAUCCCCUCCUGGCCCGCCCUGGACUGAGCCCCCCCCCCGAUUAAAGUCAUCCAGAAAGGUUGAGAAGCGACUGGAAUUACUCGGACCCGGAAGGAGGACCCGGGGAGCCUCUCGGAUGGCCGACGAGACUGUAGCUUUUAGAUGACCUCUCCUAGGCCCGGUGAGUUAGAAAGCACGCCCUCGCCCUCGGUGCCGGCGGAAGAAGGCGCUGACUGGCCCUCUGGCGCCGAAUAGUCCAGACUGUCUGGGGAACCUGGGCAGGGGCGGUUUCUCCCCCCCUCCCCGACUCCUCCCCCAGCCUUGGAAGCGCCUGCGGGAGCCCCUGCUGCUGCUGUCAAGACUUUCGGACUCCGGAUUCCUGUGGCUGCUGCUCCUGUGAAGAUGGGCUUUGUUCUCUCUCCAGACCGUCCACCUGUGGCUCGUUGGGGCCCGGCCUCCCCCAGCAUGCCCCGGGGCCCGACUCCCCCAGCCUUUUCUGACCGGCCGUGUCUUCCCUGGGCAACAGACCGGUUGACAGGGCGGGCAGUCGAGUGGGGGGAAGGGUUAAGGGGGUGCCUGCCACCCCCACCCACCCUCCAGGUCGGGGGAAGCUGCAGAACGGGCCCGGCCAGCCCCCCCCCCCAGAUCCACAGGCCAUUUUCCUUAGUCUCCUUCUGGGGCUGUCCGUGUCACGAUGUCUAGUCUAGAGCCAUAAGCGACCUACUGUACACACACACGCAUGCACGCCUGAUUGCAAGUGCAAAACCAAAACCCCCUUUGGGGUCUCCGUCUGGAGGCUCCUGAAUCUGGAGGUGACCCAGCCGCCCGGAGGGGGUAGGGGGGGAAGGCCGCCUGGACCCUCUGUUUUUUGGUGGCUUUUGUUUACAUUUCUGUGGAGCUGCCUCUCCCCCUCCCUGUUUUGGAGAGGGGGCUGUUCGUACUUUGAGCUGAUCUCUACAUGUCUAGAUAGGCUGCCAGGCUCGGACUGUGGGGUGGGGGGUUCAGAUGCUGCAGGGGGGGAGAUGAUAUGCAGCAGCUUCUCCCGCUCAGCUCCUGGCAGAUUGUAGGUGACUCUGCCCUUUCUUGAGGUGCUAGUUUUCUCCCCGCAAGGAGGCUUUUCGGCACUGUUUGGUCCAGAGUCCUGCAGGUGGUCCUUUACGGUGGGGAAACUGAGGAAAGAGAUGGGGGUGUCUUUUUGUGCAUGCCUUCUGCCUUGCCCUGCCCCACAAAGCUGGCUGGGGGGGGAAAUCAACCCCUUCCUCUGCCCCCAAUGAGGGAAAGGAUUGAGUUUCAGGCUGGCGGUGUCUCCCACCCCACCCCCGUUUGCCUUGACAGCAGCGGGGGAGACAAGAUGCCUUUAGGAGGAGGUGCCUUCAGGAAACUGUGUCUCUCCCCCCCCCCCCGCCAGCACUCUUUGGGGCAGGGGGCUGGCCCGGGCGCUCCAUCGGCCGGUGCCGAAGUCGAGGCGGUUCCCUUGCCAAGGGAUGGCGAAUGGCGAGCCUGGCCCCGGCACAGCGCUUUGCCCCCCUCCCCAAGUGGCCUGCAGCCAAAAGGGCGUAGUUGGCACAACCGCGGAGCCUUGAGCUGCCCCCUCCCUCCCCUGCAGGCCCCCCUUUCCCCUUUGGCGACUUUGGUUCCCCCACAACCACCUCUGUCCCCCCCCUCCAUUUGCCUCCCAUCUGCUGAAAACAAAGGGUGCCCCAAAAUGGACGGACACCAGGCAGGGAAGUCGCUUUGGAGGGAUAGCGGUGAAUUUUGCACUUUUGAUAUGGGGCUGGGGGUGUCAGGGAAUAAAUAAUUUAUUGGGCAAACUGCCUUUUUCCCCCUCCCCCCCCUUUCCGGAUAUCUGUGAACAAGCACUGCCUUUAUUUGGGGUUUGCUUUGCUUUAAGACUCUGAAACUGGUUUGAAGCUGAAAUAAACCUAUUUUAAUGUCUGGCCACAA
Messenger RNA from Crotalus tigris (Tiger rattlesnake), 5023 nucleotides. RefSeq names its product DnaJ heat shock protein family (Hsp40) member C16 (gene DNAJC16). The coding region runs from base 779 to 3127 and encodes 782 amino acids. Lineage: Eukaryota; Metazoa; Chordata; Lepidosauria; Squamata; Viperidae. The transcript has 14 exons. The record is from RefSeq and is a predicted model, not a curated record.